Melanaphis sacchari is the source of this 1449-nucleotide messenger RNA. RefSeq names its product ETS homologous factor-like. Gene Ontology annotation, cellular component: nucleus. Gene Ontology annotation, biological process: regulation of transcription by RNA polymerase II; cell differentiation. NCBI's taxonomy places the organism in Eukaryota, Metazoa, Arthropoda, Insecta, Hemiptera, Aphididae. The record is from RefSeq and is a predicted model, not a curated record. Gene Ontology annotation, molecular function: DNA-binding transcription factor activity, RNA polymerase II-specific; sequence-specific DNA binding. The coding region runs from base 273 to 1073 and encodes 266 amino acids. The transcript is spliced from 4 exons.
AAAGUUAGUGAUGAUAAAUAGUGUACCAUAGAAAGAACUACGUCUGUCUUCUGGAAUAUAUACACGCGUGUUUACAUGAUUUUGAACAGUUUAUAAAUUAACUAUAAAUAUUUUAUUAAUACAUUUAGUGUUAUUGAAAAUUUGUCAUGUUUAAAUGUGAAUAAUAAUAAUAUCAUAUUAGAUGCGUAAUUCGAACGGUGCUUAAUCAAUAUCUGUACAAUAUUAGUUGUACAAAUUAAUACUAUUUUGACAACAGUGUAACAAAAGCAUUCAUGAUGUGGGAGUUGAAUAAUGUGGACAUCGCAAAUACAUACGAAUCGAAUGAAUUUUGUAUGCCAAAUGAUUAUACACUAUCGUCACAGUGGGACUAUGACGGCGGCUAUUCGACCAACUACAGCGAAAACGAAAUUGAUCUCGCCACUGUGUUAAUGAAUCUAAAGGAAGAUUAUUCCUCCCCAAAUGGAAGUUGCAACGACCACCAAGAGCCGGUGUACUACGAUCCGUCGACGAUGGGUGGCAAUCAACAUCAUCAUCCCCAUCAGGUGCUGCAAUGGCAAUGUCCACCUAGCGAACAAUCACAGCACGUGCUCGUGUACGACUCGCUGAAUACCGAUUACGCCCGCCCAUCCCAUGAAAACUAUCUUCUACCCACCAUAUUAGAUGCAGAUGAUGAAUUUUUCAAAGCGACAAACACGUCGAUGGAGAAAAAACGGGCGGGUCGGCCCCGCGGCACAAAGGCAAAACGGUCGAAAGCUGAGCCCAAACUGAGCAGAAUAUGGGAAUUCAUCAGAGACCUACUAUUAAACUCACAAUAUUGUCCAACUUACAUAUGCUGGGAGAACUACGAGGAGGGCAGGUUCAGGUUCGUGCAAAGCGACAAGGUGGCGAAGCUGUGGGGCAAGUUCAAGCGCAACGAAAGGAUGAACUACGAGAAGUUCAGCAGGGCCAUGCGAUACUAUUAUAAAACCGGUGUCUUGUUGCCGGUACAGGGCAAACGGCUCGUUUACAAGUUCGGGCCAAAGGCCACCGGGUGGCAUACGGACAAUCCAAAUUUCAAAAAUUAUACAUUUUAGACGAUGCCGAACCGGUUAAUCAUCGUACACGUCCAUACCUCUUACUGUCGUUUUAAUAUUAUUAUAUCGUGAUGUUACAUAAAUUAUAAAUAGUUACACACAUUAUAAGUAAUAUUGUGUUAUGUCAUAAGACGUCCGACGCGUUUGUAUAUUAUUAGUGGCUAUAAUUAUAUGGUACACAAUUUCUGGGCGACACGAAUGCCUAAUGCCUACCGUGUAGGUAAAUAAAUACCAUACUUACCAACUAUUUCGAUUGUGACGGAAAUCUGAAAAUACCUCAAACAUUUAAAUGAGUAUGAUUUUUGCAUGAUGAUAUUUUAAGCAUUUAUCAACUUAAAUAAUAUGAUAUCUAUUUUUGAAUUUAAAUUGUUUAUAC